AUGCUUCACCUUCAGCCGUGCGAGGCCACAGUCUUUGGUAAAGUGUCGGGAUUAGAGCUUGCGUCACACGUGGCUCUGCACGGCCCUGGACCUCCUGUCUUUGGGCAUGUCCCACCUGCUCUGAGGCAGUGUGAGAAACAGAUGCAGCCGGAUCCUCUCGACGUGGAGGAGACAUGUCGAGAGGAGCAGGCAGCCUAUAGCCGCGACUCCGUGUGGAUUGCUCGGUUCGGGGCCCCUCCCACCUCAGUGGUGCCGUGGACAGGUGUCCGCGGUCCCUCAGGUGCCGUGAGCAAAAACAAAAGAGCAGAAGUUGAGGAGAAAGGAGCCUCACACAGAGACAGAGGAGAGUGCGGCACCAAAGGAAUCAAACUACAGACCUUUCUGCUUCUCUCAUCUCUGAGUAAAGUGAUGGCGGCUGUGAGCUCUUCUCUCUGUGAAGAGCAGUUUCUCUGCUCCAUCUGUCUGGAGGUCUUCACUGAUCCAGUCACAACACCGUGUGGACACAGCUUCUGCAGCAUCUGUAUCAACAAACAAUGGGACACCAGUGUCCACUGCAGCUGUCCAGUCUGUAAACAGGUCUUCAGCCCAAGACCACAGCUGAAAGUCAGUACUUUUAUGUUAGAGAUGAUCUCUCUGUUCGGAAAUACGCCCCAUGAUGAUGACAAGCUGUUAGAUGUUCUGUCCACUGCUCCAGGAGAGGUCUAUGACCUGUCCACUGCUCCAGGAGAGGUGGACUGUGACCUCUGUCUGGAGCCCAAGCUCAGAGCCCUGAAGUCCUGCCUGCUGUGUCUGACGUCGUACUGUUGGAGCCACCUGCAGCCACACCUCACAAACCCCCGUUUGAAGAGGCACCAGCUGAUCCACCCUCUGCCCAACCUGGAGGAGCACAUCUGCCCUGAGCACCAUCGGCCCCUGGAGCUCUUCUGUAGGGACCACUCACACUUCAUGUGCCUGCAGUGCAGUUAUACAGAGGAUACAAAGCAUCAUACUGUCUUAUUGAAGGAGCAGGGAGAGGAGCAGCAGGCCACACUGAAGAAACAGAUCAAAGAAAGACGUGUGAAAGUCCAGGAGAUCCAGCGCUCAGUGGAGCAGAGUCAGAGAAAGGCAGACGCAGAAAUACAAGAAGGUCUCAGAGUCUUCACCGCUUUGAUGGAGUGUGUUCAACAAAGUGCAGACAGCUUCAAACAGAGCAUUGUAGAAAAGCAUCAGAAGGUGGAGGAGGAGGCGUCUCAGCUGAUAGAGCAGAUCCAGACAGAGAUCUCUGAGCUGGAGCAGAGAGGAGCUGAGAUGGAGCAGCUGUGGACCUCUGGAGACCACCUGUCCUUUGUCCAAACCUUCAUUACAGUCAAACCUGCUCCACAGCUCAGAGACUGGAGCCAGAAGACUGUCAGGACCCCGUCAUACAAGGGGACAGGGGCCCAAGCUGUGUCUGAACUGAGGAACAAACUGAACACAGAGAUGGAGACGUUCUUUAAAGCAGAGUUAGAGAAAGUUCAAGAGUUUGCAGCUGAGGUGUCUCUAGAUCCAGACACUGCAAAUCCAUACUUAGUUCUGUCUAAAGAUCUAAAACAGGUUCAUCAUGGUGACCAAAGACAGAAUAUCCCAGACAACCCUGAGAGAUUCGAAUAUUAUUUGUGUGUUUUCGGGAAACAGAAGUUCUCAUCAGGAAAGUUUUAUUUUGAGGUUCAGGUCAAGGAAAAGACAGGCUGGAAAGUAGGAGUGGCCAAAGAGUCAGUGGAUCGAAAAGAUAAAGACACUCAAACUGUGCCGAAAGGAUACUGGUUUCUCAACAUGUACGAUGGUCGUUACCAAACAUCAGACGAUCCUCCUGUAUUUCUCUCCCUUCAGUCGUGUCCAGAGAAGUUGGGAGUGUUUGUGGAUUAUGUUGAAGGCCUAUCCACCACCUCUCUCUCCGUUGGCUCUGAGGUCGUGGAGAGGGUCAGCCAUGGUAUUUUCCUGGGUGUGACCGAGAAGGAGUGGUGUCCUGAAACAGCAGAAGAGAAAAGCUUUACAGCCAAUAUAACGGCAGAAGUUGAGGAGAAAGGAGACUCACACAGAGACAGAGGAGAGUGCGGCACCAAAGGAAUCAAACUACAGACCUUUCUGCUUCUCUCAUCUCUGAGUAAAGUGAUGGCGGCUGUGAGCUCUUCUCUCUGUGAGGAGCAGUUUCUCUGCUCCAUCUGUCUGGAGGUCUUCACUGAUCCAGUCACAACACCGUGUGGACACAGCUUCUGCAGAAUAUGCAUCAACAAACACUGGGACAACAUCGUCCACUGCAGCUGUCCAGUCUGUAAGCAGGACUUCAGCCCAAGACCACAGAUGAAAGUCAGUACUUUAUUGUUAGAGAUGAUCUCUCUGCUCAGAAAUAAGCCUCAAGAUGAAGACAAGCUGUUAGAGGCUCCAUCCACUGCUCCAGGAGAGGUCUGUGACCUGUCCACUGCUCCAGGAGAGGUCUGUGACCUGUACACUGCUCCAGGAGAGGUCUGUGACCUGUCCACUGCUCCAGGAGAGGUGGACUGUGACCUCUGUCUGGAGCCCAAGCUCAGAGCCCUGAAGUCCUGCCUGAUGUGUCUGACGUCGUACUGUGAGAGCCACCUGCAGCCACACCUCACAAACCCCCGUCUGAAGAGGCACCAGCUGAUCCACCCUCUGCCCAACCUGGAGGAGCACAUCUGCCCUGAGCACCAUCGGCCCCUGGAGCUCUUCUGUAGGGACCACUCACACUUCAUGUGCCUGCAGUGCAGUUAUACAGAGGAUACAAAGCAUCAUACUGUCUUAUUGAAGGAGCAGGGAGAGGAGCAGCAGGCCACACUGAAGAAACAGAUCAAAGACAGACGUGUGAAAGUCCAGGAGAUCCAGCGCUCAGUGGAGCAGAGUCAGAGAAAGGCAGACACAGAAAUACAAGAAGGUCUCAGAGUCUUCACCGCUUUGAUGGAAUGUGUUCAACAAAGUGCAGACAGCUUCAAACAGAGCAUUGUAGAAAAGCAUCAGAAGGUGGAGGAGGAGGCGUCUCAGCUGAUAGAGCAGAUCCAGACAGAGAUCUCUGAGCUGGAGCAGAGAGGAGCUGAGAUGGAGCAGCUGUGGACCUCUGGAGACCACCUGUCCUUUGUCCAAACCUUCACUACAGUCAAACCUGCUCCACAGCUCAGAGACUGGAACCAGAAGACUGUCAGGACCCCGUCGUACAAGGGGACAGGGGCCCAAGCUGUGUCUGAGCUGAGGAACAAACUGAACACAGAGAUGGAGACGUUCUUUAAAGCAGAGUUAGAGAAAGUUCAAGAGUUUGCAGCUGAGGUGUCUCUAGAUCCAGACACUGCAAAUUCAUACUUAGUUCUGUCUAAAGAUCUCAAACAGGUUCAUGACGAUGACCAAGCACAGAAUCUCCUAGACAACCCUGAGAGAUUCACGUUUCAUUUGUGUGUUUUAGGGAAACAGAAGUUCUCAUCAGGAAAGUUUUAUUUUGAGGUUCAGGUCAAAGGAAAGACAGACUGGGAAGUAGGAGUGGCCAAAGAGUCAGUGGAUCGAGACGAUGAAGACUCUCCAACUGUACAGAAAGGAUACUGGACACUCUCCAUGUACGAUGGUGAUUACAUAACAUCAGACGAUCCUCCUGUAGAUUUCUCUGUUCAGUCAUGUCCAGAGAAGUUGGGAGUGUUUGUGGAUUAUGAUGAAGGUCUGGUCUCCUUCUAUGAUGUGGAUAAAAAGUCUCUUCUUUGCUCUUACACUGACUGUGACUUCACUGACAACAUUCUGCCGAUGUUUAGUCCAUGCGACAAUGAAGAUGGUAUAAACUCUGCUCCUCUGGUCCUGACGCCUGUUGGAAGCCUAUCCACCACCUCUCUCUCCGUUGGCUCUGAGGUCGUGGAGAGGGUCAGCCAUGGUAUUUUCCUGGGUGUGACCGAGAAGGAGUGGUGUCCUGAAACAGCAGAAGAUGUUGGCCAGAAUCAUGACUUUGUGAAGUGUGGUCAAGUUAGAAAGAGGGGUAAACGCAGAGGCAUAAAGCGGCGAACAAGGAAGCUGCAGAGCAAGAACCGCAUUCCCCUGCCUUCAAUUGUCAUGGCCAACAGCAAAAACAAAAGAGCAGAAGUUGAGGAGAAAGGAGCCUCACACAGAGACAGAGGAGAGUGCGGCACCAAAGGAAUCAAACUACAGACCUUUCUGCUUCUCUCAUCUCUGAGUAAAGUGAUGGCGGCUGUGAGCUCUUCUCUCUGUGAGGAGCAGUUUCUCUGCUCCAUCUGUCUGGAGGAGCAGGGAGAGGAGCAGCAGGCCACACUGAAGAAACAGAUCAAAGACAGACGUGUGAAAGUCCAGGAGAUCCAGCGCUCAGUGGAGCAGAGUCAGAAAAAGGCAGAUGCAGAAAUACAAGAAGGUCUCAGAGUCUUCACCGCUUUGAUGGAGUGUGUUCAACAAAGUGCAGACAGCUUCAAACAGAGCAUUGUAGAAAAGCAUCAGAAGGUGGAGGAGGAGGCGUCUCAGCUGAUAGAGCAGAUCCAGACAGAGAUCUCUGAGCUGGAGCAGAGAGGAGCUGAGAUGGAGCAGCUGUGGACCUCUGGAGACCACCUGUCCUUUGUCCAAACCUUCACUACAGUCAAACCUGCUCAGAGACUGGAGCCAGAAGACUGUCAGGACCCCGUUGUACAAGGAGACAGGGGCCCAAGCUGUGUCUGA
Knipowitschia caucasica is the source of this 4668-nucleotide messenger RNA. Lineage: Eukaryota; Metazoa; Chordata; Actinopteri; Gobiiformes; Gobiidae. The record is from the annotation of a GenBank genome assembly.